Messenger RNA from Harmonia axyridis, 1932 nucleotides. RefSeq names its product homeobox protein HOX3-like. Bases 243 to 1604 code for a protein of 453 amino acids. The record is from RefSeq and is a predicted model, not a curated record. Gene Ontology annotation, molecular function: RNA polymerase II cis-regulatory region sequence-specific DNA binding; DNA-binding transcription factor activity, RNA polymerase II-specific. Lineage: Eukaryota; Metazoa; Arthropoda; Insecta; Coleoptera; Coccinellidae. The transcript has 3 exons. Gene Ontology annotation, biological process: regulation of transcription by RNA polymerase II. Gene Ontology annotation, cellular component: nucleus.
GUCACGUACAUAUUCUCGGAUGAAAGCGAUGUAUAAAUAUCCAACAUGAGGCAAAUUUAUUUCUUUACGUGUUAAGACGAUACAGAUUAUGUUGAAAACAGUACAACUGAAGCGGAAUUUUUUCAAUUUUUAAAUUUUAUUCUUCGUUAAAUUGAGUUUUAGUGAAGUGUAGUGUCCCAAUUUACGAAUUUUACUGUGUAUAAGGAAUUUCUUUUGUUUAUACUUUUUUUACAGGAGGGUACAUGAUGACUACUCCACAGCAUCAACAACAAGCUCAAGUAGUCCCCACACAGAUAACACCGAAUAACACCACAAAAAGAGCAAGGACAGCUUAUACGAACAACCAGCUGGUGGAACUGGAGAAGGAAUUUUUCACCAACAAAUAUUUAUGCAGGCCCAGACGCAUUAAUUUAGCGAGAGCUCUGAAUCUGACCGAACGACAAAUUAAGAUUUGGUUCCAAAACAGGCGUAUGAAGUACAAGAAGGACCUGGAGAACCAGAGGUUUUCGGGAGUUCAGAUAUUAGAAUUAGAGAGGCAAUUUCAUCGAAAUACAUAUUUAUAUAGGUCAAGAUGCAAACGUAUAGCUUCAAAUCUACACCUGUCUGAACACCAAGUCAGGGUAUGGUUUGAAAACAAGCAUAGGUGGUACAUGAAGAAGCAGGAGUACAAGAGUGCCCCUUUUUCAUCACUUGAUUCUACAAAUCGUACAGAACGACCAGAGACAUUAUUGUCGAGAGUUCAGAUAUUAGAAUUAGAGAGGCAAUUUCAUCGAAAUAAAUAUUUAGAUAGGUCAAGGUCAAGAUGCAAACGUAUAGCUUCAAUUCUACACCUGUCUGAACGCCAAGUCAGGGUAUGGUUUGAAAACAAGCGCUACAUGAUGACUCCACAGCAGCAGCAACAACAACAACCUCAAAUAGUAGCCACACAGAUAACACCUAAUAACCCCACAAAAAGAGCAAGGACAGCUUAUACGAGCAACCAGCUGGUGGAACUGGAGAAGGAAUUUUUCACCAACAAAUAUUUAUGCAGGCCCAGACGCAUUAAUUUAGCGAGAGCUCUGAAUCUGACCGAACGACAAAUUAAGAUUUGGUUCCAAAACAGGCGUAUAAAGUACAAGAAGGAGCAGAAGAACAAGGGUGGCUCUCCUUCCGCUAGUCAUCCCAAUUCUCCAGACUCGCAACAGAAUCCACUUAGGACCAAAUGCAAUGAUACUAUGAAGAUGCCUCCAGUAUACUCAGAUUACGCCCAAAUGAAUCAGCAUAUUCCUUAUUUGCCAAGACCGAAUCAAUACAUUGGCAGGGGAUACAAUAAUUGGGCUCCAGAUUGUUACCAGGAAGCCCCUGUAUAUACCCAAAUGGGAAAUCCCCCAUACUACCCUGGAAGAAACUAUCAUGGAAGUUAUAUUCCGAACAAUUCCGCCCAAAAUAUUACUCAUCUUCAGAAUGGAUCUAUGGUUUAUGUUAAAGAAGAAGAUAUUUCUUCCCAAUUGACAUCCCAGGAACAACAAAUUCUGAAUGCUGGUGAUAACAGCAAUUGGUUGCAUCAAAAUUUGAACACCUCAUACCCUAUACUUAGCGGUGAAACUACCAUUACCGAAUUGUAAUAGCUUUAGCGGGAUAGCCAGUGCGUGUGAUAAUCACAUACUAACAUUUAAAGUAAUAUUGAUAUCUGAUUAUGGCAAUUUCAGUUGUUUCUCCUAAAUAAAUGUGUCUACAUCUACAUCUGUGUCUACAUCAUGCUUGUGUUCUUGAUUAUAGUUUGAAUUAUUUAACAGUCAUUAAUUCAGAAUCAACGAAUUAUUAUUACAUGGCGGUUUUAUUAAUAUAAUUGUAUAGAUCAUUGUAUAUAGCUCUAUAUUUCUGUAAGAUAUAUAUAUUUAAUAAUUAUUUAUGUAAAAAAAAUUUUAUACUUGAAGAAAACACCAAAUUUUA